Molecule: messenger RNA, 504 nt
Organism: Ambispora gerdemannii
Lineage: Eukaryota; Fungi; Glomeromycota; Glomeromycetes; Archaeosporales; Ambisporaceae
Source: the annotation of a GenBank genome assembly
AUGUCCGCUCCAGACACACAAGUAGCACGACCUCCUUUUAUUGACCCAACCCCACUUCCGGUAGAUAUACCACCAGUUGACGAAGUUGGUGUCACUUCGGCGCCUUUAAAGUCUGCUGCAUUCUUUAUUGGCGCGUAUUGCAAAGAAUAUAAUGAGGAUUUCAUGUUAUGUAAAAAUGAGAAUAAUGAUCCAGCGCAUUGUUUAAAAGAAGGUAGAAAGGUGACACGCUGUGCUAUUGAUAUAAUUCGGAAACUUCGUGAACACUGUGAUAAAGAAUUCGAGACGCAUUGGAAAUGUCUCGAUGAUCGCAAUCAAGAGUAUUACCGUUGUCGACCAUUAGAACGCGAAUUUAAUGAAUGUGUUUGGAAAUCGUUGAAAUUAGAAAAAGUCAUACCGGGUACGCCUCAAGGACAAGAACCUGUUCAUCUAAAAACCAAACCCUAUUGGACUAUGUCCAGUAUGGUCCAGUUGACAACACUGAAUGGUGGUUCUGCAACAUUAUAA